UAAACUUGGCACCUGUUGCGGUCAGAGCAGCACUUGCCUACACUGUCGAACAUAGUUCGGGUCGAAUCGAGAAUCGAGAAUGGUUUGUGGCCGAAAGUGCUCGUUUUUUUGCCUCUUCAUGAGCUCCUGGGCCUUCAUCAUGCUGAAUCUGCUAGGAAUUUUCUUCUUCGUCCGGUCGCUGAUGCUGCUGAAGGACCUCCCCUUGCCGUCUAAUUUUAGGGACCCGGAGGACUUCAAGACGAGGGCCGAGGAGGCCUACCACACAGUGUCCAUCCGAUGCUUCGUCACCGCCGUCGUCUAUCUGGGAUUCAUAUUCAUCUCGAUUAUCGCCAUACGCCAGGACCGCAAGAAGAGGCGCCGAAUCUACAAACGCGGCGCGAUGUUACCCCGACGUUGAUCUGCUUUUCUCCACGAUUGCUCGCUGAAUAAAGUGUAUAUUUUCAUGGCUCCAA
This is a messenger RNA of Drosophila elegans, 452 nucleotides long. Its product is annotated as ribonuclease kappa-B. Lineage: Eukaryota; Metazoa; Arthropoda; Insecta; Diptera; Drosophilidae. Gene Ontology annotation, molecular function: RNA endonuclease activity. The transcript has a single exon. The record is from RefSeq and is a predicted model, not a curated record. The coding region runs from base 80 to 397 and encodes 105 amino acids.